UCAUCACAGGCCAAUCACAACACGCCUGACAAACUACUCUGGGCUUAAUCCUUGGUGUUUUUAUUUUCAUUGCUGCAUUAGAUUUUUCAGCUGUUUUCGAUGGAAUUUGGCUAGAUCAUAGAUUGGGACCAUGAACCACCACAGUCACAACGGUCAUUUCACAAAUCACCACUCAAACCACGUGAAAACGAAGUCUGAGUUAUCCCAAGUGUCUGUAGAUGAAGAUGCUUUACUAAAUAAGAAGUUACCAAAAGAAUUAUUACUGAGGAUAUUUUCUUAUUUGGAUGUGGUAACACUCUGCAGAUGUGCACAGGUGGCAAAGUAUUGGAACAUCCUAGCAUUAGAUGGCAGUAACUGGCAGAGAGUGGAUUUGUUUGAUUUCCAGACUGAUGUAGAGGGUCCAGUGGUAGAGAACAUAUCAAGACGUUGUGGAGGAUUUCUCAAGUCACUAAGUUUGAAGGGAUGUCAGUGUAUAACAGAUGGUGCUCUAAAGUAUGUGUCUUGA
Lingula anatina is the source of this 505-nucleotide messenger RNA. Its product is annotated as F-box/LRR-repeat protein 20. The record is from RefSeq and is a predicted model, not a curated record. NCBI's taxonomy places the organism in Eukaryota, Metazoa, Brachiopoda, Lingulata, Lingulida, Lingulidae. Gene Ontology annotation, cellular component: cytoplasm. Gene Ontology annotation, molecular function: protein binding.